Messenger RNA from Frankliniella occidentalis (western flower thrips), 2545 nucleotides. Its product is annotated as PX domain-containing protein kinase-like protein. Gene Ontology annotation, biological process: endosome to lysosome transport; protein targeting to lysosome; early endosome to late endosome transport. Gene Ontology annotation, cellular component: extrinsic component of endosome membrane; early endosome; late endosome. NCBI's taxonomy places the organism in Eukaryota, Metazoa, Arthropoda, Insecta, Thysanoptera, Thripidae. The transcript has 10 exons. Gene Ontology annotation, molecular function: phosphatidylinositol binding. The coding region runs from base 49 to 1797 and encodes 582 amino acids. The record is from RefSeq and is a predicted model, not a curated record.
ACGCAGUGACCUCAUGUCUCGCUCAUUUUUUGCAAUAUCCCAAUACCUAUGGCUGUGUUCGAGAAGAAAGUUCAACUGAGGAGCUUACUCGAUGAUACUGAUGUGUUGACAUGUACAGUGGAGAGCACUCAAAAUAUCCAUGGGCACACCGAAUAUAAUAUAAAGGUCCAAAGAGGAUUUUAUCCUGAAAAAUGUUGGCACAUCAACAAACGUUAUCGAGAUUUUGCGGCUCUGAAUAGUCUCUUGUCUGUGGCUGGUAUUAAUUUAUUGUUGCCACCAAAGCGGUUGAUUGGGAAUAUGGAUCCCCAUUUUGUUGCCGAGAGACAAGCUGGGCUUCAGAAAUAUUUAAAUACAAUUCAGGAAAACCCUUUUUUAGCAUCCUCAUUUCUUGUGAAACAAUUUCUUGAUCCUGAUCAUUACCCAUCAGCCUUACAUGAAACCGCUCUCCAUUCUGUUUCUCUUGCUCUUCGAGGUGAGCCUGUGUGGGAAGUACAGCGGCCACUUCCAGAUAUUGGAUGGCGCAUACGGAAGCAUUAUUUUUCCAUCAAGAGACACAUUCCAAAUCAAGAAAACUGUGAACUUCUCCUAAGUUGGACAGAGUAUGGUCCAGACAUGACUAUUCCAACGACUCAACUACAAUCUGCAUUGACAGUGCUCUCAACCAUACAGGCACCUGUCGCCAUCAACAUUGAACUUUUUCGUUGCAAUGAAAUAGGGUGCCUAGUUGUCAGGCGCAUUAUUGAGAAGGGAUCCCUUCGAGAUUUAAUAUGUGGUAGCAAACUGCGUAUUUCUGCUCUCAGAAAGUAUGCUUAUCCAAAACAAAUUUAUCCCUUUAGUGACAGGGAGAUUGCAUUAUAUUCUUGUCAGAUCUUACAAAUACUUGCCAUUUUACAUCAUAAAGGAGUUCCGUAUGGUCAGCUUCAUGCUGGAAAUGUCUGCAUAGAAAAUGGGAGAGCCUUACUGCUAGAUAUAGAAGGUGGCCUUUUGGGAUUGCCAGGCUUUUACCGGCCUUUUGUCAUUCAGCAUCGUAGACUUGACAACUUGCAAUCAGUUGAUAUGUACUGCUUUGGGCAUUUGCUAUAUGAGAUGGCAUUUGGUCGACCAUUGCAAGCAUCAAGUCUGGAAUCGUUGCCUGCUAACUGCCCUCCAGCAUUCGCUGAUUUAUUGGACCAACUCCUUUCUCCACGAGCUCUUCGUGAAGCUCUGCCCUCAGCACAGCAGUUACUGCUCCACAGCUUUUUUAAUGGAGCUAUGGGUGAAGAUAUACAAACUCGACAAUUAUUCAAAAUUCCUAGCCAUUCUAAAGAAGCCUUUAAGACUAUAACUUGUAAAAUUGAAGAGAGGCUGAGACAAGACCAGAAAAUUGUUCAUCACCAGCGUCGUCUUGCUAGAGUUCAGGAGAUGCUAAGCUCAGAAGAGGAAAAGAAGAGAAGGAAACAGAAAUGGAAACUGAAGGAAAAAGAGAGGCAACAGCAGCAAAAGCAGAGUCAACACACGGUAAAUGGUAAAUCUCCUGAACGUUCAGACAGCCCGGCUAGUACCAGCACAGCCACCUCUGCAGGAACUGUGACACCACCAUACGGGAGAAAUGAUAGUCUUACAAACUUCGCUGCACCUUUAGCUCCAUCCUUGUCUUCACCACUUUCCCCAGUUCAAACGCCAAGCUCAGUCCCUCCCCCUCCACCCCCACCUUCAGCACUAACCUCACCUGUAGUUGCUCCAGAAAGAUCUGCUCUCCUUAGUUCCAUCUCUGCUUUUAACAAGUCCAAUCUCCGACGUGUUAGUAAUCCAAGGUAACAUUGGUCCUACAUUUUAUGAGAAAUAGUAGAUUCAACCUUGUUUGGGGAUUCCCAAUUGAGAGUGUAUUUUUGCCUUGUACCUGACUUAGGCACUGUUCGUAUUUUCUCUUUAUUUGAUUUAAUUGCUGGAUAAUAUUGGUGCUUGUAAAUGAGGGAAGUAGAAGAAAAUUGUGAUAAGAAUUUGCCUUUGUGUUUAAUAUUUUCAGCUAGCUUCUUAGUUUGUUUUUUAUUUACAUAGUCAGUUUGACUUUAUCCUAAAUUGUAUGUUCUGUUAGUUUCAUUUGUUAUUUCUGCACGUAACAUCAAGCAAACUCAAAACACUUUAUUAAAUCAACAGCAACACACUUAAUUAAUUGUUGUGCUAUUAUCAGGUUAAAAAUUAUUAUCAGGGCACUUUUGUAAGGGACGUCAUUACGGUACAUUCAUAUCCCAUGUUGAAGAAAAGUUUCAUUAGCAAUGAUGCUGAAAUAUUAAUUCCUUUAUUUCAAAUUUUCUAGUCAGUAAGACAUUUGACUGAAAUAUUGAAAAGAAAGGUUUCAUUAUUACCAAUUUUGAUGGAAUCUGAUAAAGCAAAGAAAUUAAGGGAAAAUGAAUCAAAAAUAUGAUGAAGUAUUGUAAUUCUUCAGGAUUAUAGUGUGGUUCUAUGUUCUGUCUUGAUUGUGCCAAGGUUUUCAGUAAUUUGUUGUCUUCUUUUUGGCUUCGAUUUAGUGUAAUAAAUCUUAGAAGGAAAGCUGUGAUGCUGGAAA